This is a messenger RNA of Aplosporella prunicola CBS 121167, 1560 nucleotides long. RefSeq lists its product as uncharacterized. NCBI's taxonomy places the organism in Eukaryota, Fungi, Ascomycota, Dothideomycetes, Botryosphaeriales, Aplosporellaceae. The annotation marks the transcript as partial. The record is from RefSeq and is a predicted model, not a curated record. The transcript has 3 exons. Gene Ontology annotation, molecular function: hydrolase activity; zinc ion binding.
ACAUGUUGAUCGGCCUGUGCGGCGGCAUCUGCGCCGGCAAAACCACCGUCGCAAACUACCUCAUCGAAGAACACGGCUUCCAACGCCUCCACGUCAGCAGUCCAGAAAAUGCAACAGCAGCAGAAGAAGAAGAAGCCUCCUCACCACCACCAACAAACCCCACCACGUCCACACACCCAGUGCAGACCUUCCCCACCAUCGACGCCCUCCUAGAGCACGUAACGCAGCACUGGCGCACCCCCUUCGUAACGACCACGAUCCCCACGCUCCCCGCCCUCGACGCGCUCCAACGCCGCCCCUUCUUCCUUCUCAUCGGCAUCGACGCGCCCAUCUCCGCGCGCUGGACACGGCACCGCGCGCGCUGCCUCGCAGCCUCUCUCCCCGCGCCCACGCUCGAGGCCUUCGUGCUCGCCAGCGACGCCCACGCCUACCGCGGCCCCGCCCACCCCGCCGCCCUGCUCCACCGCGCCCAGCUGCGCGUCCUGAACGCGGGCUCCUCGCUGCCGGCGCUGCGGGCCAGCUUGGCCGCGCUGGACCUGCCGAGCCAUGAGCGCCUGCGCCCCGGCUGGGACACCUAUUUCAUGUUGUUGGCGGGCCUGGCUGCCCAGCGCAGCAACUGCAUGAAGCGCCGCGUCGGGUGCGUGCUGGUGCGCGAGCGCCGCGUCGUCAGCACGGGGUACAACGGCACGCCGCGCAACAUGCGCAACUGCAACGAGGGCGGGUGUCCCCGCUGCAACGCCGCCCACCCCGGCGGCUCCCAACUCCACACCUGCCUCUGCAUCCACGCCGAGGAAAACGCGCUCCUCGAAGCCGGGCGCGAGCGCAUCCGCGCCGGCUGCAUCCUCUACUGCGACACGUGCCCGUGCCUGACCUGCAGCAUCAAGAUCACGCAGGUCGGCAUUGCCGAGGUCGUCUACCGCCACGCGUACAGCAUGGACGAGGCGGCCGCCGCCGUCUUUCGCGAGGGCGGCGUCGUGCUGCGCCAGUUUGUGCCGCCGCAGGAGGGGCUCGUGGAGGUGGGCGGUGCGGGGGAGGGGGAGGACGAGGAUGGGGUGGAUGUGCGUGCGCUGGCUAAGGAUCUGAGCGUUAGGUCGAAUACGACGUGAGAGGGAGACGAGAAAAAGCAAAGCUAGAUAGAUGCAUAAACAGAUACACAUCAUAUGCCAGGCCCACCUUUGUCGGCACCAGACAAUAGGACCUGGACCAACACACAUGUCCUCUUUUUCCUUCCCUUCCUUGAUGCAAAAGACAAAACAGCAACCCCAGUCCCAAUGCCAACCCCGCAACCAAAACUCAACAAUAGAGAAACCCAAAAACGAGAUGCCUGAAGGUGAAAAAAAGCGGGCGCGCAUCGACCCAAGACUGCAUUCAACCGCUCGCGAUUACUAUUAUUACCCAAGACGCCUCCUAUCCAUCCAACCAGCCAUCCAUCCAUUUCUUUCUUUAUCAACGGCGGCCCGCGCCGCCCCUCUCACCCUCACCCUCACACGCCUAGCACGCCGUUAGCCACCCGCGCGCCCUGCCCCUUGAGGUGCGCGCUGCUGCCGCGGAACAGGCUUU